Messenger RNA from Parnassius apollo (apollo), 522 nucleotides. NCBI's taxonomy places the organism in Eukaryota, Metazoa, Arthropoda, Insecta, Lepidoptera, Papilionidae. The record is from the annotation of a GenBank genome assembly.
AUGAUCCUCUGCAUCUAUUUGGCACAUUGGAAAGUUUAUGAGAAGCGUUUGGAUCGCGCCACCGCAUCACUGCCCGUUCCACCUUGCUUGCCUGUAUUAGGAAAUGCUAUGAUAUUUUUGGGAGACUGUGAAAAAGUUGUUAAGAAUCUUGAAGAUAUAGCAGAAAUUAGUUAUAAAAACAAGGGAGCCGUGAAAUUAUGGCUUGGUCCGAAGUUAUACGUGGUUAUAAGCAACGCAGAAGAUGCAAAAACUGUUUUGGAAAAUUGCUUAGAUAAAGACAGAGUAUAUCGUUUUCUGAGACCGUGGCUCGGACGUGGUCUUUUUAUAGCGCCAUGUGGUAAGCUUCGCGUUGUCCUGGAUAUGUUAUUUGACCGCGAGAUACAGUUCACGAACGAUCAACUCCGGGAGCACCUUGAUUCCAUUACCAUUGCCGGAAACGACACCACGGCGCUCGUCAUUGCAUAUACUUUAGUCCUGCUUGGUAUGCACCAGAACGUGCAGAAUAAAGUAUUUAAAGAGUAA